This is a messenger RNA of Perkinsus marinus ATCC 50983, 720 nucleotides long. RefSeq lists its product as hypothetical. Gene Ontology annotation, molecular function: nucleic acid binding. The annotation marks the transcript as partial. The record is from RefSeq and is a predicted model, not a curated record. Lineage: Eukaryota; Perkinsozoa; Perkinsida; Perkinsidae. The transcript has a single exon.
AUGUCUGCUCCAAACAAGCAAAGAGUCGUAAAGACCAGCAAAGACGUAUGCAACGACGACAGGUUCGGUUGUUUGACUCUCAUCCUGCAGCAGAAUAGGUAUGUUCUCUGGACGAACGAAUGCCUAAGCGGUCAUAUGUUGAACAAGUGGGGCCAGAUUAGCAUUCUCUACCUUGAUUGCGGAACGGCCUUUACCUCCAAUAUCUUCCAAGAGCAGAUGUCUGCCUGGACAGUGAAAGUGGAGUAUCAUGCUGCUAGAGCUCCAUGGAAAACCCCAGUGGAGCGAAGUCAUUCUGUUGGCCUACGGACGCUUCGAGCUUGCUAUACUCCGCAGAAGCUUGCUAGGGCCACAGCUUACGACUUAUGCAAGAUUUACGAUCAUGUUACCUUGAUGAUGAACACAUCGCCUAUUUGUGAGCAUGUUUUGGACCAUCAAGCCGGAUCGUCAUCUUCCUUUAUUACUGCGGACUCGUUAGCCUUUGGUUAUACUCGCUCAACUGGCUUAUUGCUGAAAUCGGUGGACGGUGAUCCGAUACCCGACUUACAUGCUUCUAGACCGGUCGCCGUAGAAAAUAUCCGUAAGGCAUUCUUGGCACACCAUUGGCAAGCUCUUCGAGACCGCUGCGCUCAACAAAUUGGUCGCCAGCCUUCCAAGCAUAUCAAGCCCUUGGAUCCUGGUUCCACGGUACUCAUUCGUUAUAAGCCUCGUAACAAGUGUGAU